AUGAACACAAGUGCCGUAAAUGCCUUGGUGAAAGCGUGUCCUACGCUGACAAAAUGGAUUCCUAUUUUUAUCAGUGAUCUGUAUACCUUGGUUCGGAAACCAGGUGUCGAAGAAGUACUAUUUUGGUAUAGGUUACCUGUCAUAUGGUUGCGUAUUGUUGGAAUUGUGAUGAGUGUUGACGAGUAUGAGGGUCGCACUAACGUCACGGUGGAUGAUGCGAGUGGAAGAACAAUUGUUUGCUGCAUUGAUCAGACGACCAACAUACCGUGGACUCGGGAGGACCGCUCGAGUUGGAUUGGCAAGGCGUUCCGAAUAGACGGUCGGCUGCAGUGUAUAGGCCUUAAUCGUCGAUUUCUGGCAAACAAAGCUGUUGAGCUCGAACAUCCCGAUGCUGAAUGGAGAGCUUGGCAAACACGCGUUCGGUAUAAGAAGAAAAUUCUCGACCGAUAUGUAUUGCCCAUGUUUCAAAGUUUGAGUACGUCCACACACACAAAAGCAGAUCGUACCCCGUUCGAGAACCUUUGUCGCUGUUUAUUGCAUAUUUUAAGACUGCCGGAGUAUGCAGAUCUUUCAGCUGCAUUUACAGCAGCCAGGUUGCUCGAAUUUAUUGAGGCAAAGAACAUUCAGCUGCCUCAGCUUCCUGUCUUCAAUGUAGACACGGGCAUGACGGAGUGGAAAGGAAGCAAUAACACGCUCGUAAUCAGCUAUGCGCUGGAUGCCCUCGUCCGUCGGGGCCGGCUUGUCAUUAUUCACUCACUUGCAUAUACGCUGGUCACGCCGGCGCACAUUCGACCCAUACUAACGCCUUUUCGUCACCUUCCAAGCUUUGACGUUCGCGAUGUUAUGGAGGCGCUCAUUGACAAGCGGCCCUCCUUCCGAACUAUCACCAAGUCUGCACUUGUCAAGCUCAUCCAGGCUAUACUACAAGGGGACACCUACUCUUGGCAGCUCAUCGACAAGACCCGGUGGGUGAGACGGGAAAGUCGGUAA
Messenger RNA from Schizosaccharomyces japonicus yFS275, 990 nucleotides. RefSeq names its product telomere cap complex subunit Stn1. The transcript is spliced from 3 exons. Bases 1 to 990 code for a protein of 329 amino acids. Lineage: Eukaryota; Fungi; Ascomycota; Schizosaccharomycetes; Schizosaccharomycetales; Schizosaccharomycetaceae. Gene Ontology annotation, cellular component: chromosome, telomeric region. The record is from RefSeq and is a predicted model, not a curated record.